GGAAUAUAUUGGUCAUUAUCGUCAUUACCGCUACUAAAGGUUAUCAUUCCAUGACUUCUCUUUUUAUCAUCAAUUUAGCAAUAAGUGACUGCCUAGUAGGACUGGGUGUAAUGCCCUUUGUAGCUUUGUCCCUUCUCUAUGAAGACUGGAGCAAGAUAAAUGUAAGUCACACAGCGUUCAUAGGUUUAUUUGUCUAGUAGCUUUGAUUAUAGGAAAAUACAACAUGCAAUUGUUAUUGAGCUAUCUUGUUGUAACCAGGGCCGGACUGGGGAUACAAAGCAGCCCUGGGAAAAAAAGGUCUUUUUUGUGUGUUUUAAUACAGGUGGUCCUCAUUUUGCGACCUACCUCUUUUACGACGGCUGGCACAACCAGCUCUCUCGGGGGGUGGUAAGUGCGCGCCAUUGUGGGAAUUAGAGGGAUUCCUUGCUCUGCUGCGUUCAUCUAUGUUCUGGGAAAUUUUCCCAAACAUAGACGAACGCAACACUGCAGGGAAUCCCUCUAAUAUAUGUUCGGGGGAAAAAACUCUUCAAAACCUACCCUAUGUCUAAAAACCCUGUACAUGUCCCAGGUAUAACUUCACAGUGCACUAGGUUAGAGAACUCUGUCAUUGUAGGUGGCACUACAAUGACAGCUGGAGAUCAGUCCCAGUGCAGGUAUUGCUGUUUUGAAGCAGAGCUCAGUUGACUUUCCUAUGACGUUUUUGUCAUUUUAUGGUGAGAACAUGGUUGUAUUCACAGGGAAAAAAAACAAAAAAAACUUUAGUAUAUUGAGUUCAGCACUGUUUAAUAAAUUACACCAGGUUCACACCAGAUUAUCCUAGAUAGAACACCCCUCUAGGUACAUAUGAAAUGAACAUUUCUUUAGGUGGGUAAAAAUGUUAUCACGUGAUUAAUUCUUAUACUUCUGUUCUCUACAAGAACAUUGAUUAUUUUUCUCAUUGAUGUUUACAAUUCUCUUGUCCUUUACAGGAACUUUGCUUGUUUGUGGGUUAUGUCUCAUCUGUGUACUGCACUGCAUCAAUACUAAGUGUGGUGGCAGUGUCCUUGGAUCGCUACUGGGCAAUAGUGGACUGUAUGAAAUAUGAAACGCCAUGGUCCACUCAGCGCUCAUUGUGUAUUAUCACGUGGAUCUGGGUUCAAGCUGCAAUUACCUGUUGCCCUCCCUUAUUAGGAUGGAGUAAGCUGGUGUAUGUUCCUUCAAAGUACACAUGUACCAUAGACUGGGCUACCAGUACUAGCUAUACCAUGUUUUUUUCUACCAUUUCAUUUUUCAUUCCCACAACUAUAUUUAUUUACUGUUUUAUCAGGAUAGUCAUUAUAGCCAUAGUGCAUGCAAAACAAAUUAGGAUUUUACAAAACCAGCUGCAAAGAAAUUCACCCAGAAAGAAAACUUCUGAAGUGGAGAAGCCAACAUGCUCACAGCUUAUUUAUAUUGUCAACUGCAAACUUCUAACAGAUGCACAUUCAUGUGACAACCAGAGUGUGUGUAGCUUUAAUCCGGAUUUGCUAAAUCCAAAACACAUAAAGAAAGACUUGUUUUCAGAAAAUGAUUUCUAUGGAAGGGAUCGUUGUGGGCGCCUUCGACUUAUAUUUAUGGUAGCUGUGUUCCUAUGUUGUUGGGUUCCUUAUGUAAUUAUAAAUAUGAUUCAGGCCAUAGAAACCACAACCUUGCAGCAGCCCACUGCCAUUUCCUCACCUGUACUCACUACUGCCUACUGGCUUACAUUACUGAAUUCUGAUUUUAACCCAUUGUUAUAUGCUUUACUGAGCAGACGAUUUCAGAAAGCUUUAAAGAUUCUAUUGAGGAAAGUUUGCAAGAAAGAUUCAUUAUCAGAUGUCCCUCAUUCCUUGCAGCGUAGAAGGACAAGCUCUAACGUCACAGGAAUCUCCAAUAUUCACUACACCAGUGACCAACAGAGUCAAGGAGAAAACUCAUGUGCCUCUGCCAGUCCUGUUCCAAGCCGCCAUAGUAGCCAACAGGAAGAAGAUUAUAUUCCUGGGCAGUUUCCAAAUCCCCCUAGUGAACUAAUUUCCUCAAAUCAAGAAAUACAACCUGAAACAGAGAACAGUUGCGUCCUUUUGAACCCAAGCAAUCUGCAACACCAAUUUUUACAAGUCCCUACUACUACAUCAUACCAAAUCAGACUACCCACAACUCCUAGUGGCAAGAGAUCAACUCUGGUUUGUGGAAAUAUCACUAUUAAAGUCAGCUAUGAGGAUCACUGACUGUUUUAAUACAAUGAAGCCAAGAAUAAACUUGAAUUUCUACUUAAUUUUACAAGAAUUCUGCAAAAAAAAAUACAAGUAUUGCAGAAAAUUAAAGAAAAAAACAAACAC
Molecule: messenger RNA, 2336 nt
Organism: Pelobates cultripes (western spadefoot toad)
Lineage: Eukaryota; Metazoa; Chordata; Amphibia; Anura; Pelobatidae
Source: the annotation of a GenBank genome assembly